CCACCCAAUAAGAACCCUCCCUUUCCUCUCUCUCUUCUUCCUUUUCUCUCUGUAACCCGAGACCUCUUUCUCAUUCACUGCAACAUACACACAUGCACACCGAACCACCAUUAUCGUGAGCUCCACCACCGUGGUUCAUUCUCCGGUGGCCUCAUUACCCUCGAGUCCCCUCUAUCUCGAAACAAAACCUGGCAGAGGUCCCUCCUCUUUUUUCUUUCCAUGCAUCAUGGAACCACCAUUGUUCCCGAAGCUUUUCCGACGAGUUCUUGUCGUUCAUGGCUUAGCACAGGAAACUCGAAGGGGGGAGAUUGCUCAAUUUUCUAGCCAAGGAACCGUGACCAUUUGGUCACUUUCAGCUCAUUUUUUCGACCAACCUCGACCACAACUGGACUCCUAAUAGCAUUGAAUUUGGUUGAGAAUCGAGCUCGAUAUGAGCUCGGGAAGUUGAACCUUCAACCUGUAAAACACAGGAGCCCGUGAAGAAGGCGAGUAUGUUUGUACUCGUGACGCAUAGGUAGCUCCCCUGUGCUCGGCGCGUGGGCGCGUGGCUACCUGUGCACCCACUUGUGGCGGCGCGUGGGCACGUGGCUACCUGUGCACCCACUUGUGGCAGCGCAUGACGGUGUGUCCAGCCUCUGGCUGGCAUGUGGUCGACGUGUGUGGGUCCAUGGCGUCGAGUAGAUCAUUUUCGAAACGUAUCCCGAGGGCGUACGGGAUCAAGCAAGGUUCGGAGGCUUCAUUUCGACUGCGUAUCUGUUUAAUAGCUGUGCUAAGUGUAAACGAGGACUCUGGCAAAUCUCAGGAGAUGGUUACCUUCAGUGCAUUUCUUCAAUUCGUAAAACAAAUUGCAACAAACAAAACAACUCCAAAGCAAGGUCAAAUUGCAGAAAGAGACGUCAUGCAAGCUACGACAUAUUCGACUCGUAACAAUGAUUACGAGUAGAGCAGGUUGAUGCAGGCAGCAGCGGCUGCUGAACAACAAACGGAAUUGCAGGUUUCCAUUCAGGUUUAGAGGAACCAGAGGGACAUAUUCUCGUUCUGAGGGUUAAUUUCCGACAAUCGAAGUUGCGGUAGCACCUUUCUUGCAUCUCUAUGGCUUUGCCAUUGUAAAUUAUUAGAGGCAUUUAAUAAUCAUUCUAUUUUUAGUUUUUACUUUUUAGAAAACUGAA
Messenger RNA from Malus domestica (apple), 1169 nucleotides. RefSeq lists its product as uncharacterized. The record is from RefSeq and is a predicted model, not a curated record. Lineage: Eukaryota; Viridiplantae; Streptophyta; Magnoliopsida; Rosales; Rosaceae.